Oncorhynchus gorbuscha (pink salmon) is the source of this 1084-nucleotide messenger RNA. RefSeq names its product dexamethasone-induced protein homolog. Bases 535 to 804 code for a protein of 89 amino acids. Lineage: Eukaryota; Metazoa; Chordata; Actinopteri; Salmoniformes; Salmonidae. The record is from RefSeq and is a predicted model, not a curated record. The transcript is spliced from 2 exons.
AACCAAUCAGAUGCUUAAGCUAAAUAGACGUAUCUGUACUGUUUUGACCGUAAGGUCGGACUGUUUUGAUGCAGUUAGCGGAAAUGUUGACAUGAAAAUGUAACAGGAGGUCUGGAUUAUCGAAUUUAUUUCCAUCGAUAGAACAUAUUCCUGUAUAAUAAUAGUUAACCAGGGCAGACAUGUUGCAAAUAACGCAACAGUUUUUUCUCCUUCGACCUUCUCAGAGAAUAUCAAGAAUGCAUCGAGUUAACACUGUGUUUACAUGAACUAGCGGUGUCGAGCUGAACUGGCUUUUUUGUUUUGUUUGUUGUUAUAGGUUAUUUCGUGUAUCCUCCUAACUAAUGUCUAUCGCUUGAUAGCUGUGUGCUAUUGCAAAAGCUUGCAUUUCAGGACAAAUCAUUGCUGUCUCCGCCGAAAUGGACCCUCCAAAUACACUGUCCAUGUUACUGUUCGUCUCCGAGCAAUGACACUGUCCUUUAUCCUGCUCCUUGUCAACAUAACUGGCUGAGCUAAACUUUCCCGGUUUAGUUUUCUAUGACACUCAAAACUUAUGCUCGACUAGAUUCGUUGGAAUCGCUGCUCAACGAACUUCCCUGUAUGUUUUACCUGGGCCUGUUUUUUGUGAACGUUUUGAUCCUCUACUAUGCCUUUCUAAUGGAAUACAUCGUCCUGAAUGUGGGGAUAGUGUUUCUACCGGAAGAUAUGGACCAGGCGCUGGUGGACCUAGGGGUACUAUCCGACCCGGCCUCUGUCCCUUACGACACGGACACAGAACUCGAUGUUUUCGAGAGGUACCUGGAGUGAGCUGAGGCCCAAGGCUAGAGAGGCAGAGAGGCUGCACCGGCAUGCUCCCCGGGGUGAACUGGACUCCUAUCGGCCUGUGGUGGUGGUGAUGAUGAUGAUAAUGAUGAUGAUGAUGAUGAUGAUGGGAGAGACUGAUACUGGGAACUCCAGGAGGAGGAUAUUUGUCUUGCCUUGGAGCAACAUUGGCUGCGGGAUGAAAAAGUUGUCAAGGCUCAAGACCAGAUACUGGAGAGAGUCAGAACCAACAGACAGAACAAUUCACAGCAGAGUUACCUGUCAA